CUCCAACGGCGAGGAUUUUUUCAAUAGCCCAUAUUAAACGUUUCGCAACCCUCCCCUCUUCCUCCUCUAUUCUCUCUCAGGAACCGAGUAGGCGACUGAGAGCUCUCUUCCUCUUUUCUGCUCAUCUUCUCUCUGGAACUUGUCUGCUGAAGUGCCAUUUCUCCGGUGAACUUUAAGAGCAGUCAAGAUGGUGAAGUUUACAGCAGAGGAACUUAGGAGGAUUAUGGACUUGAAACAUAACAUUAGGAAUAUGUCUGUCAUUGCUCACGUCGACCAUGGCAAGUCGACCCUUACUGAUUCUCUGGUGGCAGCAGCCGGUAUCAUUGCACAAGAAGUUGCAGGGGAUGUUCGGAUGACGGAUACCCGCCAGGAUGAAGCAGAGCGUGGAAUCACCAUUAAAUCUACUGGCAUCUCUCUUUAUUAUGAGAUGGCAGAUGAAUCUCUGAAGAGCUUCAAGGGUGAGCGUCUUGGGAACGAGUAUCUGAUCAAUCUUAUCGAUUCCCCUGGGCACGUUGACUUUUCUUCUGAGGUCACAGCCGCGCUACGAAUUACUGACGGUGCAUUAGUCGUCGUAGAUUGUGUUGAAGGUGUUUGUGUUCAGACAGAGACUGUUCUCCGACAGGCACUGGGAGAAAGGAUCAGGCCUGUCUUGACUGUCAACAAGAUGGAUCGCUGUUUCCUCGAGCUUCAGGUGGAUGGUGAGGAAGCCUAUCAGACCUUCCAACGAGUCAUCGAAAAUGCCAAUGUCAUUAUGGCAACCUAUGAAGAUCCACUUCUUGGUGAUGUUCAGGUCUACCCUGAGAAGGGUACUGUUGCAUUCUCUGCUGGUCUGCAUGGAUGGGCCUUCACUCUGACCAAUUUCGCCAAAAUGUAUGCCUCAAAAUUUGGAGUCGAUGAAUCCAAGAUGAUGGAGAGGCUUUGGGGUGAGAAUUUCUUUGACCCAGCCACCAAGAAAUGGACCACCAAGAACACGGGUUCCCCUACCUGCAAGCGUGGCUUUGUUCAGUUCUGUUAUGAACCCAUCAAGCAGAUCAUCAACACUUGCAUGAAUGAUCAGAAGGACAAGCUAUGGCCUAUGCUGCAGAAGCUUGGGGUUACAAUGAAGGCUGAUGAGAAGGAACUGAUGGGGAAGGCAUUGAUGAAACGUGUCAUGCAGACUUGGCUGCCGGCAAGCAGUGCCCUUCUUGAAAUGAUGAUUUUCCACCUUCCAUCACCUGCCAAAGCACAGAGAUACCGUGUUGAGAAUCUGUACGAGGGCCCUCUUGAUGACAUUUAUGCUAACGCUAUUAGAAACUGUGACCCGGAGGGUCCUCUCAUGCUCUACGUUUCAAAGAUGAUUCCGGCGUCAGACAAAGGCAGGUUCUUCGCCUUUGGUCGGGUUUUUGCUGGGAAGGUCUCGACUGGUUUGAAGGUUAGAAUCAUGGGUCCCAACUACGUUCCGGGCCAGAAGAAGGAUUUGUAUGUUAAGAGUGUGCAGAGGACUGUUAUUUGGAUGGGGAAGAAGCAAGAGUCAGUUGAGGAUGUGCCUUGCGGGAACACAGUUGCUCUGGUCGGAUUGGAUCAAUUCAUCACCAAGAAUGCCACUCUGACAAAUGAGAAAGAAGUGGACGCACAUCCCAUCAGGGCGAUGAAGUUCUCUGUCUCACCGGUUGUACGUGUUGCCGUUCAAUGCAAGGUUGCAUCAGACCUUCCCAAGCUUGUUGAAGGGCUGAAGCGACUGGCCAAAUCAGACCCCAUGGUUGUUUGCACGAUCGAAGAAUCUGGUGAGCAUAUCGUUGCAGGUGCUGGAGAGCUCCACCUCGAGAUUUGCUUGAAGGACUUGCAGGAAGAUUUCAUGGGUGGGGCUGAGAUUCUUGUUUCGGAUCCUGUCGUCUCUUUCCGUGAGACGGUGCUUGAGAAGUCAGUUAGGACUGUAAUGAGCAAGUCCCCGAACAAGCACAAUCGUCUCUACAUGGAAGCCCGUCCCUUGGAAGAUGGGCUUGCUGAAGCCAUUGACGAGGGGCGUAUUGGCCCUAGGGAUGACCCAAAAGCCCGCUCAAAGAUCCUAUCUGAAGAGUUCGGGUGGGACAAGGAUCUUGCCAAGAAGAUCUGGUGUUUUGGACCUGAAACUACUGGCCCAAAUAUGGUUGUUGACAUGUGCAAGGGAGUUCAGUACCUGAAUGAAAUCAAGGAUUCUGUUGUGGCUGGGUUCCAAUGGGCAUCAAAGGAAGGAGCAUUGGCUGAAGAAAACAUGCGGGGUAUAUGCUUUGAGGUCUGUGACGUUGUUCUUCAUGCUGAUGCAAUCCACAGGGGCGGUGGACAGAUCAUCCCGACAGCAAGAAGGGUCAUAUAUGCCUCCCAGCUGACUGCGAAACCCAGGCUUUUGGAGCCUGUCUAUUUGGUGGAGAUACAGGCACCUGAACAAGCGCUUGGUGGCAUCUAUGGCGUCCUGAACCAGAAACGUGGUCAUGUCUUUGAGGAAAUGCAGAGGCCUGGCACGCCUCUUUACAACAUCAAGGCGUACCUGCCUGUCAUUGAGUCGUUUGGGUUCUCAGGGACUUUGAGGGCAGCAACAUCUGGACAGGCCUUCCCACAGUGCGUGUUUGAUCACUGGGACAUGAUGUCGUCUGAUCCAUUGGAGUCGGGAUCGCAGGCGGGGCAGUUGGUGGCUGAUAUCCGAAAGAGGAAGGGUCUGAAGGAGCAGAUGACACCCCUUUCUGAAUUCGAGGACAAGCUCUGAGGAGUCUGAUUGGCAAUGGAGAGAGAUUCAAGUAGUAGGUAAGUUGGUGUCCAUUUUGUCUGUUUUUUUUUUUUGUUCUUGUUUGGUUCAGAUGCUGCCAGUCUCUGUUGGCUAAGUGGCUGUUUUUGAUCCAGAGUUUCGUCUGUCUACAUGUUCUUCCAAGGGGAUGAGGAUAUAUACUCUGUUUUACCUAACUUUUUUUUAUUUUUUUAAAUUUGUGAUUCUGUUUUGUUUUGAACAAACUUUUUACGGGAUUUAUGCUUUUUAGGAAGGAAUGUUGUUUUUAUAAAUCCUGCUUAUGAAAUGUUGCUUUUGUUA
Messenger RNA from Magnolia sinica, 3037 nucleotides. RefSeq names its product elongation factor 2. Bases 188 to 2719 code for a protein of 843 amino acids. Lineage: Eukaryota; Viridiplantae; Streptophyta; Magnoliopsida; Magnoliales; Magnoliaceae. The record is from RefSeq and is a predicted model, not a curated record. The transcript is spliced from 4 exons. Gene Ontology annotation, molecular function: GTP binding; GTPase activity; ribosome binding. Gene Ontology annotation, biological process: translational elongation. Gene Ontology annotation, cellular component: ribonucleoprotein complex; cytosol.